UCCUACAUGUCCCCAACCUUCAUACGGGCAUGUUUGUCACCCGGAGUGCCCCCGGAGUGUCCUCGGAGUAUCCUCAGAAUGUCCCUGGAGUGUCCCCGGAGUGUCCCCAAGGCACUCCCAGUGUUCCUGGAAUGUCCCCAGCUGCCAUGGAGCCCCUCGAGCUGUCCCCAGCCCUGCUGCAGCCACAGGACAGCGCUGUGGCCAUCCUGGGCGAGCUGCUGGCCACCCUGCCCAGGGAGAAUGAGAUGCUGCUCGGGGGGUCUGCAGUGAGCCUGCACCGGGACCUGGAGGAAUUCACCAGGGAACUCCGGGCCACCCUGUACCGCACUGAUGACACCUGGCGGCUCUGGAAUGUCACCAAUGAUGAUAUUAACCCUCUUACCUCCCUGAGCCAGGCCCUGGCCACCUAUGACAGCAACCCAGGGACUCCCCAGAAGUGUGUGAUAUGGCCGUUCCUCAGAUGGCAGAUGUCACUGGGAGGAAUUGAGAAAAGCUGGGCCAAGCUGGCCAAGAAAGCAACCAAGCUCCACAAGACCUGCAGGGAGGUGGUCACUGAGGUGGCCUCUGAGGAGGCCACUGCCACCACCCGGGCAAGAGAGCUGCAGGACGAGGCUGCCCGUUAUGCGACACCUCAGGAAAAUAUGGUGGAGCCAGGUCAGGCCCUGGGCGGGGAGGAGGGGGCCGAGAUGGUGGCCAGGCAUGAAGCCCAGGUGAGGAGAGAUGCCAAGGUGGCUGCCAGCGAGGCAACAAGGGCCACCAUGGUGAGACAGCGGGUGGAGGUGGCCCUGGGGCUGCUGGAGCAUUUGGUGGCCGCGUGUGAUGAAGCCACCGCAUUCCCUCGGGAGUUGUCCCACCUGCCCAGGGACAUGGAGGACACCCUGGAGGGGAGAAAGAAGGAGUUCUCCUAUGUCCCCGAGGCCUUGGUGGCCAAGGCUGCCCUGGCCAAGCGGCUGUGGGAGGCCAGCGCCCGCCAGGCCAUGCGUCACCUGGUGAGGACAUUUCCAGACGCCAUCAAGUUCUUGUUCACUGGUGGUCCCACCAGCCCCAGUGCCUGUGGGGUGGCCAAGCGGUGCCAAAGAGCCAUCGAGGACAUCCCAAGGCUCCUUCAAACUCCGGAGUGUCCCCAGAGUGUCCCCAGGGAGUCCCCAGUGAGCAUGGAACUCCAAGAGCUGUCCCCGGCCCUACUGCAGCCACAGGUCACCGUGGUGGCCACCCUGGGUGAGCUGCUGGACACCGUGCCCAGGCGAGACAAGGAGAUGAUGCUGCUUGGGUCUGCAGGGAGACUGUACCAGGACCUGGAGGACUUCACCAGGGACCUCCGGGUCACCCUGUACUGCAUUGAGGGCACCUGGUGGCACCGCAAUGUCAUCUCCGAUGGUGAUAACCCUGUAACCUACCUGAGCCAGGCCCUGGCUGCCUACAAGAGCACCCCAGGGACCCCCCGGAACCGUGUGACAAUGGCAGCCAGCAAGUGGCACAGGUCAGCGUAUGCGCUCGUGAACAGGUGGGCCAAGCUGGCCGAGAAAGCCACCAAGCUCCAUGACACCUGCAGAGAUUUGGCUGCCAAGGCGGCCACCAAGGCAGCCACAGCUACCGCCCGGGCCAGGGAGCUGUAG
Melospiza melodia melodia is the source of this 1616-nucleotide messenger RNA. RefSeq lists its product as uncharacterized. The transcript is spliced from 3 exons. The coding region runs from base 30 to 1616 and encodes 528 amino acids. NCBI's taxonomy places the organism in Eukaryota, Metazoa, Chordata, Aves, Passeriformes, Passerellidae. The record is from RefSeq and is a predicted model, not a curated record.